Synchytrium microbalum is the source of this 459-nucleotide messenger RNA. RefSeq lists its product as uncharacterized. The transcript has 3 exons. NCBI's taxonomy places the organism in Eukaryota, Fungi, Chytridiomycota, Chytridiomycetes, Synchytriales, Synchytriaceae. The record is from RefSeq and is a predicted model, not a curated record. The coding region runs from base 1 to 459 and encodes 152 amino acids.
AUGGCCAUCGACGCACCUCAAGGGGGAAAAGCCGCUUCAUCGAGAGAAGUGAAUGUGGUUGCUGAUGAUGCGAUUUGGUUUGAACUCUCUUCUGCCAAGAACUGGGAGCGCUCUUGGGGAUUCAUGCGCGAGACCUUACGUUCUCCUACGCCAAAUAACACUACAACCGUAAAAUUACCACCUAUCGCGUCUACAUCUCCACAUGCAUCAGGACUUCCAUCCAAGUUACCGUGUGGACUGGCUACCAAUGCUGAGCCGGUUCUGGCUGACUUGAUGUAUGCGCACAAAAUCAAACGUGUGAUUACUUCCAAGACCCCACAAGAAAAGUACACCUUCCCACCAUCGACAAGUUCCGAGUAUGGCUGGAGUCGUGAAACGAUCAAGACAGGAAACCCACUCGAAAUCUAUCCAAACCAGGUCAAAGGGAGGGGCAAUAUAAUGCAUUGGCUUAUGACAUGA